AUGUCCGAUAUCGCUUUGCAACUAGCAGCUUUCAGCACCUGUGAUGUGUCUGACUGUCUACUAAAUAUGUAUGGCGAUCCUGAAGGCGGUUAUAUCCCUAAUCUGCAUCAAUGGUCUGGACAACAUGGGGAUACCCUGGUGGGCCAGGCUUACACUGUUCUUUUCGCCCCUCACGAUGAUCCUCGGCCAGAAAUUAACUACAUCGAUGCGGUGCCCGAAGGUAGUGUGGUCGUGAUGGCACUGACGCUCCCGAUGCAGCUAGAAGCCGCGCCAUACGUAAGGAUUUCGCAGGCUAUGUACGGUGGCCUGAUGUCUCGAAGAGCUCAAAAUCUUGGCGCUAAAGGUACAAUCGUUUUUGGUCGUAUUAGAGACCUCGCAGAACACAGAGAAUUAAACUUUCCCGUUUACAGCUAUGCAUUGGGAACAUGCUCGCCAAAGAUGGCUGUAAAGCCCGUAGCAGUGCAGGUUCGGUUGCACAUCUUAUGUUGUGAAGCUAAAAUACAAAAUAUACGUCCAGGGGAUUAUAUGGUGGGCGACGAAAAUGGGAUUGUUCGGAUCCCUACUGAAAAAGUUGUUAUGCAAGACUUCUUCCAUUACAUGCACAAGUCGGUUGCGGCAGACAGGCUCAUCGCGCAGGAUGUCGCAGAGGGGAAGCCACUGAAGUCGUCGCAAAACAGCCGGAGAGCGGUACUGAAAAAUGUACUAUCGGGGUUUGAUACUUCAUGGCGGCCGAGGUGA
Molecule: messenger RNA, 738 nt
Organism: Lachancea dasiensis
Lineage: Eukaryota; Fungi; Ascomycota; Saccharomycetes; Saccharomycetales; Saccharomycetaceae
Source: the annotation of a GenBank genome assembly